AUGGACGACGCAGUACAUCCAGUUGACAUAGUUGGCGAUACGCUCCAACCCGAUGUCAAGCCCGCGCUCAAUCGACAGCUUUGGCUUGGAUUCCCUUCCGCACUCGAGUCCCUUGUCAAGAAAGCGUUUGAGGCGAUCCGACGCCCUCGUGCGGAGCGCACAUCGUCCAUGGAACCAAGGCAACGGCUCUCUACGCCCUCCACCAACGCAGUCUCUGGCGUCUCAAUCAUGAGCAGCGAGCCCCUUGCCGAUCCUCCGUUGCUCUUGACUUCGACGCACAAUCCGUGUUCUCCCGAGGUCUCGGAUGAAUACAUCAUUCCUGGUGCCGCAUAUACACCAGACCGCAGCAAAUCGGAUGCGCCGGCAAUGUUUUGGUCUACAGCACGGCCAACCCCGGUACCACUACCGGCAAACAAAGGACGGAGCUUCUGCGCAGAUCAUCGCCUCAAUCUGCUGUAUCGUCCAUCCGACAACGACUACAAAGGCUAUGGCGAUAACAUUAAGGGCCUCGGCCGAGGACACCAUGCGCCGGCAUCAAAUGUCUUCCGCAGCAUCUACCCGUACCUCGAUCUGACAUAUACGCAAGAAGUGCGCUCACAACUCCGAGACAUCGCCACGAUUCAAGCAAACUCCGGAGGAUUGCGUAAACUUGUCAAUGAUUCGUACCGUAUCCAUGGCAUCAACACCGGCAAAGCUCGCCAACGUAGCAAAGAUUGGCGUAUCCUCUUCAAGUACCUCAACAAACAAAGCAAAGGCGUUAUCAUCUGGAAGACGUCAAUGACUAUCUUUUUCUCUGUUGCUCUCAGCGUAAUUGCCAUUGUUAUCGCCGCUGUCCUUGAACUUACAAUUAUCGUCAUCAUUGCCUGCUUCCCUGCCUUCACCUGCGUAUACCUCCUUGCACAGGAGCACGCGAUCAAGUUGCGUACGGACCUUGCGAACAGCAUGCGGAAGGAUCUUGCGGACAACAUGCGUAUGGAUCUCAACCAACUUAUCGGCCCAAAGACCGAGCCCGCUCAACUUAGCGAGAGUUGUGAAGAAGAAGAUCCAGUACAAGCGCUCAAGGACUGCAUGAUGCGCUCGUAUACGCAUGGCAAUUGUUCUCCGCAAUGGGGAGACGACUUCAACGCCCUUCCGAUGACGCCCAUCGAGAACUUCUGCGUGGGAUCAAAAGGGACUCACACCCCCUAA
Moesziomyces antarcticus is the source of this 1188-nucleotide messenger RNA. RefSeq lists its product as uncharacterized. The record is from RefSeq and is a predicted model, not a curated record. The transcript has 2 exons. NCBI's taxonomy places the organism in Eukaryota, Fungi, Basidiomycota, Ustilaginomycetes, Ustilaginales, Ustilaginaceae. The coding region runs from base 1 to 1188 and encodes 395 amino acids.